Phyllopteryx taeniolatus (common seadragon) is the source of this 2567-nucleotide messenger RNA. RefSeq names its product SUMO specific peptidase 2 (gene senp2). The transcript is spliced from 17 exons. Gene Ontology annotation, biological process: protein desumoylation. The record is from RefSeq and is a predicted model, not a curated record. Lineage: Eukaryota; Metazoa; Chordata; Actinopteri; Syngnathiformes; Syngnathidae. Gene Ontology annotation, cellular component: nucleus. Gene Ontology annotation, molecular function: deSUMOylase activity. Bases 270 to 2015 code for a protein of 581 amino acids.
GUUCGCAAACUAGUCUCUUGAUCGGACAAUGACAAACACCGCCCACUCGGUGAAACGACUGCUGAUACGCUUGACGUACAUCGCGACACCCGAUGCUAUAAGCUAGAGAGGUUGAUAAACUAAGGUAGCUUGGCUUUUGACAACUACUGUGUCGUCCGUCUUUCUUUUUUUUUUUUUUUUUUUUUCCUGUUUGGAUACAACCCUAAAACAGAGCGACCGUCCUGGCCCGCGUAGAGGACCCGCUUGCCAUUUUCUCGUAUUUGUCUGGGAUGUAUGGAUGGAUAUUUGACGGAAUCUCGUCGUUGUUUGAGCCCGCCACGGGGCAAGCUAAUAACGGGGAGCUGACGAGCACGCUAGCACGGCGGCGAGAGAGCCACGGCAGACCGGUCAAGAGGAACUACCAGAGUGUUGAUGCAGCUGACAGUGUUGGCCAGAGUGACCAUGUUGCAGCAAAAAGACGAAGGCGAGAUGUGGUGAUAAAUUUUGUCAAGAAGACCGUGGCCAGGGUUGCAAGUCUGCUGCGGUUUCGCAAACCUGUGAUAUCAAGUCCUGAUGAGCACGGACGCUAUAAGGACACACAGUCUGACACGCUGGGAAUCGAUGAGCUGCGCAUGCCGUGGCUGACGAGCCCUGACUGGAGAAUGGAUAAAACGGGGAUUGGAAUGAUCGAUAGGGCUACACCCAAGCCUUUCCAGGGCUCCUUGCUUCCUUUAACGAGAAAAUUCAGUGGGACCACAGUGUCUUCUGAGAGGAGAAGCUCCCUCCAACUGCUGCCUUCACGACCCGCUGUGAGUGUGGGAAUUCCCCAUACCGACCAGAAUUGUUGCAAUGGCUUUGGGCACAACCGCUACUCCAAGCCCAGCCUCACCGUUGAAGAGGCCAUAAAGCAGAACGACAAGGAGCGCUACAGGCGUCUGCUGGAGAUGGUGACAGAGAAAUACAGCAAAAGCCAACCGCUACCUUUCAAUCAAACAAAACCACAAGCUGCGUUGUUGUCCCACGGCGAACACACAGUGACAAGGAAACCCUUUGAGUCGGCACCCAGAAAGAUGCCAUACUCCCCUAACCCCAGCGUGGUCUCGUGGAGAAAUGCAUCUGUAAAUAAGAGCAGAUGGGGUUCCCUGCCUCUCAGCAAGUCUUACACAGGAAUACCGGACGACAGCCAGCAUGUCAGCUGUGCAAAGAAACCGGUAGCCGAGUUGGACCUCUCCACAGAAGUUGCCACUCGCCUCAACCUAGUGGACCGAGUGACUCCUGCGGUUGGCCCGGCGGGCGCGCACACACUCGCGGCACAUGUACGACACACCGAAGAUGAUAUACCCCGACUCACUAAGGAGAUGGCAACGGAGGUGUUCCGUGCUCUGGCUCAGAGUGACCCCAACUUGGUUUUGAGUGCCGCUUUCAAACUGCGCAUCACGCAGAGAGACUUGGCCACGCUUCAGGAAGGUGGCUGGCUCAACGACGAGGUGAUCAACUUCUACCUUUCCUUGGUCAUGGAGCAGUGCUCCGACCGGGCGGAGGGGGCGCGGGUGUACUCGUUUAGCACCUUCUUCUACCCCAAGCUCUGUGGCAGUCCGGGCGGGCGGGUUGGAGGGCACGCCGCAGUCAAGCGCUGGACCAAAGCCGUCGACAUCUUCCUGUACGACCUGGUGCUGGUCCCGCUGCACCUGGGCGUCCACUGGGCCUUAGCUGUGAUAGACUUGAAAGCAAAGACAGUGAAGUUGUACGACUCGAUGGGCCAAAGACAUGACGACAUUUGCGGUCUUCUGCUCCUCUACCUGAAGGAGGAGCACAGAGCAAAGAAAGGCAGAGAGCUGGACAGUGCCAAGUGGACCGUCGGCUGCAUGCGGCCCACUGAGAUUCCCCAGCAAAAGAAUUGCAGCGACUGUGGCGUGUUUGCGUGUAAAUACGCCCAAUACAUCGCUAAAGGAAGGCCGCUCACCUUCAGACAGUGGCACAUGCCUCUCUUCCGGAAGUUGAUGAUUUGGGAACUUGUACAUCAGAAGCUGCUAUAGCGAGUUCAUUGUGUCAACAUCAGACACCUGUGAAGGACUUAAAUUGUGAACGCACACAAUAUGUUGGCACAUAUUUGCCUGAUUAAUCUCUGAGUUGUAAUUGGAGACAUAAUUUGGAGACGCGCAACAAGCAUUGGCGUCUCUCUUAUUUUUUGUAAAAAGAUAUUUGUGUUGGAAGUACUGCCACAAGUGCCUUUCAAUGUUCUCACACUGAAACUGGAGCGAUUGACUGCAUACCGAGCUGUGUCAGGUCAGAUGUAAUAUGCAGGUCACUUCUGUUUUGUCACAGUCGAGACACUAAUUUAUUCAAGCAUUACUCCGCAAAAGUUGAAAGACAUGCAUGGUGACAUUAUUAUUUAUUUAUGACAUGACUGAAUGAGAGUUUAUAUUUUUGGGUUUUUCCCUGAUUAGUAGGCAACUAAGAGAUGUCGGCAAACUCUGCAUACAGUAUGUACUACAUAGCAAACUACUGUAUACAAGUGCAUGUUUAAGUUCAUGCUUUGAAAUGUGAUAUUUUCUUCCCCCUGAAAUAAAGUUUGUUAAUAUAACCUA